This is a messenger RNA of Siniperca chuatsi (mandarin fish), 1963 nucleotides long. It is a transcript of the gene cct8, whose product is annotated as chaperonin containing TCP1, subunit 8 (theta). Lineage: Eukaryota; Metazoa; Chordata; Actinopteri; Centrarchiformes; Sinipercidae. Bases 99 to 1775 code for a protein of 558 amino acids. The record is from RefSeq and is a predicted model, not a curated record. The transcript is spliced from 16 exons. Gene Ontology annotation, molecular function: ATP binding; ATP-dependent protein folding chaperone; ATP hydrolysis activity. Gene Ontology annotation, cellular component: chaperonin-containing T-complex. Gene Ontology annotation, biological process: protein folding.
GAAAUUGCUCCUCCUCUGUCUCUCCGGCUUUGUACCCAGAGUUGAAUCCACGCCGCGGCUACCUUCUCUAGGAUACCGGGGCAGCUAAACAUUGGAAAAUGGCCCUCCACGUUCCCAAAGCUCCGGGCUUUGCCCAAAUGUUGAAGGAUGGCGCCAAGCACUAUUCAGGGCUUGAAGAGGCAGUCUAUCGUAACAUCAAAGCCUGUAAGGAGCUCUCUCAGACCACACGCACCGCCUAUGGACCAAACGGUAUGAACAAAAUGGUCAUCAACCACUUGGAGAAACUGUUUGUCACCAAUGACGCUGCAACGAUUCUCAGAGAGCUUGAGGUGCAGCACCCAGCAGCCAAAAUGAUUGUGAUGGCAUCCCACAUGCAAGAACAGGAGGUUGGAGACGGUACAAACUUUGUCCUGGUGUUUGCUGGAGCUCUGUUGGAGCUGGCUGAAGAGCUGCUCAGGAUGGGCCUGUCUGUGUCAGAGGUGAUUGAAGGCUAUGACAAAGCAUGUAAAAAGACUCUGGAGAUCCUGCCAGACUGCGUAUGCUCCUCAGCCAAGAACCUCCAUGAUAUUAAUGAGGCGACGUCUCUCAUCCGUACAGCAGUCAUCAGUAAACAGUACGGCAACGAAGACUUCCUCGCCAACCUUAUCGCACAGGCUUGUGUGUCCAUCUUCCCACAGUCUGGCAAUUUUAAUGUUGAUAACGUCAGAGUAUGCAAGAUUUUGGGUUGUGGGGUGACAUCAUCCUCCAUGCUACAUGGCAUGGUUUUUAAGAAGGAGGCAGAGGGAGACGUCUCAUCAGUUAAAGACGCCAAGAUCGCUGUCUUCUCCUGCCCCUUUGACUGUACAGUGACAGAGACCAAGGGCACAGUGCUGAUAAAUAAUGCACAGGAGCUCAUGGACUUCAGUAAGGGAGAGGAGGAUAUGAUGGAGGCUCAAGUGAAGGCUAUCAAGGAGUCUGGUGCCAACGUGGUGGUAACUGGGGGGAAAGUGGCUGACAUGGCGCUGCACUACGCAAACAAGUACAAGCUCAUGGUGGUCAGGCUUAACUCCAAAUGGGACCUCAGGAGGUUAUGCAAGACUGUGGGAGCUGUAGCACUGCCCAGGAUGACGGCUCCAACUCCGGAGGAGAUGGGUCACUGUGACAGCGUGUACCUGGCAGAGGUGGGGGACACUCAGGUGGUGGUCUUCAAACAUGAGAAAGAGGACGGUGCCAUCUCAACAGUGGUGAUCAGAGGCUCCACUGACAACCUGAUGGAUGACAUUGAGAGGGCUGUAGAUGAUGGAGUCAACACCUUCAAAGUUCUGGUCAGGGACAAACGACUGGUGCCUGGAGCAGGAGCCACUGAGAUUGAGCUGGCCAAACAGCUCACCUCUUAUGGAGAGUCCUGCCCUGGUCUGGAUCAGUAUGCCAUUAAAAAGUUCGCUGAAGCCUUCGAGGCUUUGCCACGUGCGCUGGCUGAGAACUCUGGUGUGAAGGGGAGCGAGCUCAUCUCCAAACUGUACUCUGCACAUCAUGAGGGGAACAAAAACAUGGGCUUCGACAUUGAGGGAGAAGGCCCCGCUGUGAAGGACAUGCUUGAAUGUGGCAUUCUGGAGCCUUACCUGGUCAAACACUGGGGCAUCAAACUGGCCACCAAUGCUGCCAUCACAGUGCUGAGGGUUGACCAGAUCAUCAUGGCUAAGGCUGCAGGGGGACCCAGGGCUCCCAAACAGAGAGGCCACUGGGACAAGGACGAUUUGGACGACGCGCCUGAUAAUUUUGAAACUCACCAUUAGAGGGCACACACACACACACCCUCUUGUCAAUCAUCAUGGCCAAACCAGCAGGGGGACCCAAAGCUCCCCAGGGCAAGAAGGACUUCGAUGAGGAUGACUGAAUCUGACGGUGUCCAGCUGAUGCUCCUUUUAACCCUGAACGCUCCCACAUGGAUUCACGAAACCAUUUCAACUUUUUUUAUUUAAAG